This is a messenger RNA of Loxodonta africana (African savanna elephant), 693 nucleotides long. It is a transcript of the gene THAP8, whose product is annotated as THAP domain containing 8. The record is from RefSeq and is a predicted model, not a curated record. NCBI's taxonomy places the organism in Eukaryota, Metazoa, Chordata, Mammalia, Proboscidea, Elephantidae.
AUGGCACGCCACUGGCUCAAGUCACAAGAGCCGUUCCGGCUGAAGGAUGGCCUCCGGCUGCAGGCCUGGCUGGGGCACACGGGCCGCGAACGCUGGGCGCCCAGCGGCCACCAGCACCUGUGUAUCGAGCGCUUGGCGCCGGCCGGGUACCAGUGACGCAAGGGUUUUCUCUACCUGCGACAGGACGCGGCGCCCUCCAUCUUCUCCCGCGCCCCUCCCACCACGGCCGAGCAGUCCCGAAGCACCGAGAAGCCGGUCUCCCCGCCUCCGCAGGAGCCCGUGCCCCUUGCUCCGAGACCCCGCCGUCUCCGCCCCUGGCCUGUACACCUGGUGGUGCCGGGACCUGCACCAGGGCUCUCCGAGGCCCCGGCCAGCGCACCUGCUCCCCCGGCCCUUCCGCCCGCAGCCGGGGUGGGGCUGGGCGCGGCGCUGGGAGCGCUGCGGCGGCUUGGGAUGGCUCAACUCCUUGGGCCUGAGGAAUCCCGAACCCUCACCGUCAUCUGCAGAGGGCCUGACGUCUCUGUGGUCCUUGCCCAGCCUUGCCCCUCCCACAUGGACGCAAAGCCUGAGUUCCUGGACACUCGGCCCCUCUGGGACCCCUUGGGCUUCAGGGCCAACCUGGGCCCAAGGCCUCCAUCAGCCUCUGGGCACCAGGCCCCGACUACCCCCAGCUUGGAUCUUUGCACUCAGUAA